Molecule: messenger RNA, 1422 nt
Organism: Canariomyces notabilis
Lineage: Eukaryota; Fungi; Ascomycota; Sordariomycetes; Sordariales; Chaetomiaceae
Product: Aldo/keto reductase
Exons: 3
Coding region: 227-1222 (331 amino acids)
Cellular component (GO): cytoplasm
Source: RefSeq, a predicted model, not a curated record
AGCGUGUGUAAGUCGGACAGAUUCAGCUUCCACGACCUCCUGAUUAGUGAUUACACUGCGGCUCUAAUUCUUACUAAGUACCUUACCUACCUUAGACCUACCUUACUUCCCUGCCUUCUCAAACCUUCUCUCGCACAUUCCGCACUGGCACUGCUGGAAGCGACGACGAAGACGAUCUUGACAACCUUAGUGACUGCUAGCUCGACAACCCCGAAACGACACCAGGAUGCCUCAGCUGGGCGGCAAGGAGAUCGGCCCUAUCGGCUUUGGCCUCAUGGGCUUCACCUGGCGAAACAACCCGCCGCCACAGGAGCAGGCUUUCGAGACCAUGCGUGCUGCGCUGAAGAAUGGAUGCAACUUCUGGAAUGGCGGCGAGUUCUACGGACCGCCCGAGUACAACAGCUUGGUGCUUCUGGAGCGGUACUUUGAGAAGUACCCUGAGGACGCCGACAAGGUUGUCCUCAGCAUCAAGGGUGGCUUGAAUCCCGCAACGCACCAAAUUGAUGCCUCGCCUGAGAACACGAGCCGGUCAAUCAAUGACAGCAUCGCUCAACUCAAGGGCCGCAAGCUGAUGGACCUGUGGGAGUAUGGCCGCCGCGACAAGAAAGUGCCCCUGAAGGACACUUUUGAGUACAUCAACAAGAAUUUCAUCGAGACCGGCAAAAUUGGCGGGAUCUCGCUGAGCGAGGUUGCGGCAUCCACCAUCCACGAAGCUGUUAAAUAUACUAAGGUCCUGGCGGUAGAGGUUGAACUCUCACUGUUCUCGACCGAAGUACUAGAAAACGGCGUCGCGGCGGCCUGCGCCCAGUACGGCAUCCCGCUGGUUGCCUACUCCCCAAUCGGCCGGGGCAUGUUGACGGGCAAGUGGAAGAAGCUCGAGGACAUUCCCAAGGACUCGCUGCUGCUGUCGUUCAACUUCCCGCGCUUCAGCCCGGAGAACUUCCCCAUCAACGUUGAGCUGGUCGAGAAGGUUGAGGAGCUGGCCAAGGCCAAGAACUGCACGCCCGCCCAGUUGGCUAUCAACUGGACCCGAGCCCUGUCGCGACGUCCGGGGAUGCCCGUCAUCAUCCCCAUCCCUGGCGCGACCACGGUGGAGCGCGUCGUAGAGAACAGCAGGCUCGUCGACAUUAGUGACGAUGAGAUGGCCCAAAUCGAUCAAAUUCUGGCCAAGUUCAAGCCCGCCGGCGAACGCUACCCCGACGCCAUUGAGACCAACACGUAAGGUCAAGGGCCACUCCGUUUGAAGUUGCAAAUUGCAAAGUAUCAGGUUAGCUACAGGUAGAUGAAUGCGACAAUGAAUAGGUAUCCAUAUCUGAAGAAUGCGAGCUCACACUCCAUCGUUGCUUUGUUACCUGCUCGGACGGUGUCAAGCUGUGGGCCGUGGAAUCUUGCUACCCGUAUGUCGGAGUCAUGAAGAAGCUU